UUGUUGCAUGAAAAUAAUUCUAAUAAUAUAUACUUAGGUUUAGUAUUGUUAUGAAUAGAUCAUACCAGUCUUAACACUGAUAAAUGGUUACAUUUGCAUUUGGAAAUUUCAAAUCAAACAGCAAAUCGUGCAUGUUCGUGUUUCAAUUUAUAAUUCAACUCCGAAAACUCUGCAAAACAAACCUUUAACCUAAAAACACAUGAAAUCGCUGCAAAUUGUUUUCUUUCUUAUAAUAAUAGUACAUUUUCUCUAUAAACAUGGAGUGUAUAGUGGCCAAUGUAGAAAACUUUCGUUUUGAUAUAGAAGUUGCCUUAGAUGAGCAAUUUGGAGCAUUACCAUUGCCAUUCUCUGGCAUGGACAAAUCUAUAGCUGCUGUAUGCCAAUUUUACUCUUCACCAAUGGGCUGCCAAAAAGGUCCUCUGUGUCCAUUCCGCCACGUCCGCGGUGAUAGAACAAUUGUCUGCAAACAUUGGCUGAGAGGCCUGUGCAAAAAAGGAGACCAAUGUGAAUUUCUUCAUGAAUAUGACAUGACAAAAAUGCCUGAAUGCUACUUUUAUUCGCGCUUCAACGCCUGCCAUAACAAAGAAUGCCCCUUUCUUCACAUUGAUCCAGAAAGCAAGAUAAAAGAUUGUCCAUGGUAUGAUAGGUUUUGCAGGCAUGGUCCACAUUGUCGUCACAGACACGUGCGUCGCGUGUUAUGCACAAAUUACUUAGCUGGAUUUUGUCCGGAUGGAGCUGACUGCAAAUAUAUGCAUCCCAGAUUUGAACUGCCAGCACCACCAGACCAGAACAUGAAAGAUUUAAAGAAACCGCCAGUGAUUAUUUGUCAUUUUUGCGGUGAACACGGCCACAAAGCGAUUCACUGUAGUAAAAUGGGCAAUGAUGGUCCACAUCAUAUGAACGAUGGUCAUGGUGGUAUGCAGGACGGACCGCCACAGUAUCAGCGAAUGCCUCCCAAGAAAUUAGAAGAUGUAACGUGCUACAAAUGCGGGAAUAAAGGACAUUACGCUAAUCGUUGUCCGAAAGGCCAUCUGGCGUUUUUAUCUCAAACUAAAUCAAUGCACGAUAAUCAUGAUAAACAAUAAGACAUAUUUAUUAUACGAAAAAAUCCUGAAAAUCUGCUAUUUGUACAAUAAUUAAGUAUAGAAAUAGAUGAAAGAAGACUCAGAACGA
Molecule: messenger RNA, 1173 nt
Organism: Dalotia coriaria
Lineage: Eukaryota; Metazoa; Arthropoda; Insecta; Coleoptera; Staphylinidae
Gene: Cpsf4
Product: Cleavage and polyadenylation specificity factor subunit 4
Molecular function (GO): RNA binding; zinc ion binding
Source: RefSeq, a predicted model, not a curated record